Messenger RNA from Brienomyrus brachyistius, 2643 nucleotides. RefSeq names its product ankyrin repeat domain-containing protein SOWAHB. The record is from RefSeq and is a predicted model, not a curated record. Bases 349 to 1653 code for a protein of 434 amino acids. Lineage: Eukaryota; Metazoa; Chordata; Actinopteri; Osteoglossiformes; Mormyridae. The transcript is spliced from 13 exons. Gene Ontology annotation, molecular function: protein binding.
AUGAAAAUGGAAAACAUCCGUGUAAGGCCAGUGCCUUAUUUUUAACAGCGUAUGCAGCGUAUCUAUUCUUAAAAUUGGUGCAACAUUUUCCUAAAAGUCUGGGUUUCUUAAUAUUGCGAUAUAGACAAUAGCAGCGCGUGGAUACAGCCCACUGUCGUCACGCAGGGGUUAAACGGGGGGAGGCGCGCUUCGUGUGUCUGGGUGGGGAGAAGCUGGAUGUGUAUCGGUGAACUUUUUCUUAAUUAGUCAGAGAAAAGUAAAAGUUAAAAAAAAGUUGACGUUUGUUCAUAUCAUAAGGGGGAAAAAGAAAUAACGCUUAACUGAGCGGCGCGGACUCGUCACUCAACAAUGGAAGGUGUCACUGAGGAGUCCUUACUGGACUUUAUUUUCUCGGCAGGGGGGAAAGUUAAGAAUUCAGAUUUGCUUAAAAGAUACAAAGAGUUUAUUAACCACAAGGACAAGGACAUUCGUGCUAAAUACAGAGAAGAAUUCAAGACUGUUAUUGACAAGAUUGCAGUCGUGAAGUCAGAAUCUGGUGAAAAGAUCCUGGUCCUGAAGAAGAAAUACAAGCAAAUGAUGGAGCAGGAAGCAGAGUGGACAUCCAGUGGGCAGGGGCUAAGGGGUAGCCCAGGCAGGCCAUCCAGCCCAGGAGGGGAUGAGGCAUCUGGGGCAAACGUCCAUGGGCAGAACUUGGGAGUUCCUGGUAUGGCAGCAGUGAAGGGUGCUGGAAUAGUGAGCCCCUGUGGUGAAUCCUGGUGUGCAGGCCCGACCAUCACCAUCACGGAAGCACCAGAUUCGCAACCUGUAGAUGAGGAGCAGCACAUAGAGGAGACUCCCUCCCUACCUGGACCUAGUCAAUCCCUGUCCCCACAAGCAGAAGAUUCCCGCACUCUGGUUCACAGGGAGGACGAGCUUAAUAGAGAAUGCGGGUCAAAGUCGGAGUCAGACCUGGAGCAGGACGAGGAGGGCACGGGCAGCGUGGGAUCAGCUGCGGUGGCUCUGGACCCCCUGGAGAAGGAGUGGAUGUACUCUGCGGCCUGCGGGCAGCUCACACACCUCACCGAGCUCCUGCUGCAGGACCCUACGCUGGCCUCUAAGAAGGAUUUCACAUCAUUCACUGCACUGCACUGGGCAGCUAAGCACGGAAUCAAGGAGAUGGCGGCCAUGAUGGCCAAUUCCGGGGCCGAUGUCAACACCAAGGCUAUACCAAUCAAUUUUUCUUAUUUUUGUAACCUUAUUCAUUUUGUCUGUCUUCCACUCUCCCGCUCGUACUUUUUCUUCUGCUGCCGUUCUGAUGGGCUCUUUGGGGUCUACCAGGGUGGCUACACCCCCCUGCACAUAGCUGCCUUACACGGUCAUCAUCACAUCAUGGACCUACUCGUCACGAGCUACGGUGCAAAGGAGAAUCUGCGGGACUACAGUGGACGCCUUGCUUAUCACUACCUUAACCCAAGGGAGCCAAGAGAAGACGACAACGAGCCCGAGCUCCAGUUGGCCCCGUCGGGAGAACGUAAGACUCGGCGCCUAGUGACGCUCUUCCACAACAAGAAGAAGUGGGGUUCAGCGGAGGACCUCCCCACGGUGAUCGAGGAGAGGUCAUCCCCCCAUCAGCUAGUGCUACCGCCAUUUCGGCCAAGGAAGUUCUCCCGCUAGGGCCCGGGAUUGAAUUACUCAUGAAAGAGAGUAUGGACACGCAGGGAAGGGAAUCACAUGAAUUUGGCCCUUUGUAGGCUGAGGCUGGGGAGCUGCGGUGCCUGUUUCCUAGCAGCAUGGCCUUCAACAGUAUUUAAUGAUUCCUUAAUACACUAAACACUUUUGUAAUUACAAAUGCAGUAUAUGAAUUCUAUAAAUGAAUGCAUGAAUUUCAUGCAAAAAUUCACAGUAGGUAUGCGCAUUAAUAAGUAAAUCUGUGAAAAUGCUGACAAUUGUUUCAGUUGUUUGUAGCAGGUGUUUGAUUCAGUUUUUAUUAAUCUUUAAAUUAAUUUAGAUAAGCUGGGAGAUGCAUUAGCUGUUAAAGUUUUUUCUUAAUGGGAAGAUGUCUGAGCAUUUUGCAGCCUCUUGUGUUCUGCCUUCCGCAUGUGUUUCUUCCGUGCUCAAGCGUAGCCGGUACCAAACUUCUUGCUGCUAUGAAAACUUUGAAAUGGCUUUACCUAGUCUGUGUCAGGUGCAGCUCGCUAGCUACGGCUUCGCCACUUCUGUGCUUUUCGUCUAGGUAUGAAAUCAGUCCUCAGGAUCCUCUUAGCGUCAGUGUGUUUGCAUUUUCCGUCUGUUUUUUGGAAAGAGUGAGUUAUUCACAGAAAUUGAAUCUGUGAAAAAUUUGAGUUUGAUGAGUAUUCUUUUAAAAUUUGGCUAUGGUUUGUGUAAAUUGGCUUUUUGAAUGAUUUUGUUUCCUCUUUUUUGUUAUAUAUCAAAAGCGAAUAACCUGCCUGUCUGCAGUAUGUGAUGUACUUAUGUGGCUCACACUGUUGUAUUACAGGAGCAAACUUUUUGUGUGCCGAAGAAGGCUAAAUGUUCAUCCGAAGGCUAUACCUAUGUCUCUGCUGCAGUUUUCUUUGUUAGCAUGUCUGGUUUUAUGUAACGUGUUACAUCGUUGAAUGUCUGUUGUAUGGUUUAUUGGUUUAAAAAUAUCUUCUUAAACUUUAA